CACCCCUGUGUUUGGAUGUCGAAUUUCAGUCAGCGAGUUUGGAGGUGUAGGCGAGGUCUGCUCUGAGAUGAAUUUACUUUUGUUGUCUGGAGGCAAAAGAGAAAAACCACAACAAUUUGUUUGUGAACGACGUUCCUGAUUGAAGACCAAUACCAAACAACUGAUAGUCUCCUAAUGGUGCCUACUGUAUCUUCAACCCCUACAUCACGACAGUUUGGAAGAUCUGCACCCUGAACAGAUAAUGGAUGUGGUAAGUGACAGCAUCUGUAGGAUACAGCUGGCACUGGCUGUGAAAGCCCUGUUGAACCUGGCUGUCAUUGGUUUGAAUUGGCAGUACAUGCACAAGAGCUUCAUGGGAUACUUCUGCAUUUCUCUGUCAUUCCUUGACCUCAUCCACACUGUCAACUUCUCCAUCAUUUACUGGUUGACAAACUUUGCCAUCCUGGGUUUCCAUAUUACCGUCUACCACAUUUACCUCCUUCUCCAAAUCUCCACGCUCACAUAUAGCAUCCUGCACUGGCCCGUUUUCAUAAUCGCCGGGCUGGACUACUACUGGACUUUCCCUUUCUCCAAGCCUUUAAGCCCGACCCGAAAGGCUGUGUAUGCGGCGUCCCUUGCUCUUGUGUGGAUUUCAGCCGUAAUGUAUGUGUUUUUUUUUUCUGAUUAUGAUUCUGAAGACAGUUUCUCACCCAUGGAGCACCAGAGUUUUCUUCUCAUCAAGUCCCAGUGCGCAUCUCUCUCCUUGGUGGUCCUGGCAGUUAUUACCUGUGUUGUUAUUUACUGCCGGUCUGGAUUACUGAGUUUGUUCAAAUCCUUCAGGGGCGAGCCCUACACAGAGGGGUCUACCUGUGUUUUCUUCUACAAGCUGGACUUGGAUGAGGGAUACAAGAAGCCGACCUUGACUUACAUUGCUGUAUGCUUUAUUGGUACCUGGUUUCCAUUUGUUUAUUUGCAGUUAAUCAUUAUGGUGUUCAGGAUAGAAGUCGUCCCCUUCCUGGAGUUGAAUGUUCCUUGGCUUUGCUUUCUCAAUAGUUUCUUGAUAGGAGCAGUCUAUUGGCACUUGAACCAGGACGUUGCUGUUUUAAAGCACUCUGAAAUUCCAGAUGGUUUCUGCAACUGGACUUUUGCCCCCAGUCCUGAUUGCAUAAAGAAGGCAUUACCAGAUACAACGUCAGUUACAGUAGCACUAAUUAUCACUCCCUAGAGCCACACUGGAAUAGCCAGAGAUGAGGUCAGUAGACCCAGGCAGCAAGCAAGAAUGGUUAGAAUCCUGCUUGCACAAAAUUGCUGAUAUUGGCAAUGGAAAAUUGGAUGGGAACGAUUUACUUUGUCACGUAAAAGGAAUAUUUGGCUUGACACUGGAAACAGAGGUCAGCCAUUGAUCUUCAGUUCUAAUUGAUAAGUGAGUUGUAAAUUGGCGAGGUGACAUUUGAAUCAGACGUUUCAAACAGGGUACAAAAUCCACGGUAAAAUUGGCAAAAAAAAAAAAAAAAAGAUUUAAGUACACAUCAGUCUACAUACGAUAUUUAUGCAUGCACUUCUAUGUCUUUUCAGGGACUCUCUUAGCAUUGCACAAUGCACUCAGUUGUACUGGAGCUAUUCUUUACUUGAUCUAAAAUGACUAUCAAGGAGAUUUGAAUCGUACACACUUAAAACAUACCAGAAAGUAUAUUCAUGCACUUGUUAGAGUGUGUUAUGUAAUGCACCCAGCAACACAUUAUUUUGUAAAAGAAAAUGAGUCAGACAGCCAACAGUGUAAUGUGAGAGCAAGGGACGUAAACACAACAAGUCACUAAAAGUUAAUGUAAUAGAUAACCAAAAAACCUCCAAAACAGCCUCAUAACGUUUGAUAUGAAAGCAAACCUACAGUCAUGAGUAAUUGUUCUCUAAGAUACCUAGAUUCCAAAACCAUUUGAAAGUUAAGAACAGCCCUUUAAACUCCUAUCACAAAAUAAGCAUGCAUGUAUGACAAAGUAGGUCUAUCCCUUAAAAACAUUUACCAUUGUUUUAUUAAAAUCACUCUUGCUGUUACAGUAGUUUGUAAAAUUAAUAAAUACAUACAUUUUAUGUUGCUAGUAAGGGGGCUCCUGUUAUACACUUUAUUAUACUAAAUUUAAACACAAAAUAAAUCGAACAUUUGUCAGGGGGACUGAUGAUUUGCUUCAUACUGAACUACUGUUCUGGAUUUGCACAACAGAAACCAGUUUAUCUAGUUGUGAUUUAAAUGCUUUUCCUAUUGCUAUAGACUAGUGUUUGUGCCUUAUACAAAUUUUCAUGUAUAUGUACAUAGCUUUUAUGUAUCUUUAAAAAAAAAAAAAAAAGUUUUUUUUCUAUUAUACUUGUCAUACAAUGAUUGUAUAUUUAUCAUAUUACCUUGAAUGUAUCUGAAAUGUUCUGUGCCUUCAUAAUUGUUCUCUUUGUAUGUAUGUUUAUACCACUGUCCUGUUGUAGGUAGUAUACAUCUGUUUAGAAGUAAAUAAAUGCUUUUGUUCAUUGUUA
Messenger RNA from Polyodon spathula (Mississippi paddlefish), 2499 nucleotides. Its product is annotated as probable G-protein coupled receptor 160. Gene Ontology annotation, cellular component: plasma membrane; signaling receptor complex. NCBI's taxonomy places the organism in Eukaryota, Metazoa, Chordata, Actinopteri, Acipenseriformes, Polyodontidae. The transcript has 2 exons. The coding region runs from base 242 to 1204 and encodes 320 amino acids. The record is from RefSeq and is a predicted model, not a curated record.